Molecule: messenger RNA, 808 nt
Organism: Perca flavescens (yellow perch)
Lineage: Eukaryota; Metazoa; Chordata; Actinopteri; Perciformes; Percidae
Product: deoxyribonuclease-2-beta-like
Exons: 8
Coding region: 243-788 (181 amino acids)
Biological process (GO): apoptotic DNA fragmentation
Molecular function (GO): deoxyribonuclease II activity
Source: RefSeq, a predicted model, not a curated record
GUGACCUGCAGAGACAACAACAAUGGAGAAGUAGACUGACUGGCUGUGGUCCUGGCUCUCCAGGAGUGGAGGCUCCUCUCAUCCUUUUUUGGUCCAUCAUCUACAAGGCACCCGCAGUUUUGGAAUAUCUUUCCAUUGAUUCAGCUGGGAGGAAGGAGCCCUUAGAUCUCAAUAAGCUCAUCAACGCUGCUGACGGUGUCCUGGCAAACACCCUGCGGCCCAUUUUAAAACCAACCACAUCAAUGACAAACAACUUUGGAUUCAUCUCCUACAGCGAUCAACCUCCUCCAGAUGGAAAACCUGCUGGCCCUACGUUUGGUCACAGUAAAGGAGUUGUGAUGAUGGAUAAAACCACAGGAGUCUGGCUCUUACACAGCGUACCAAAGUUCCCUAAAAGAGAUCAAAAUAAGUUCUACCCUGACACCGGAGCAGCGAAGGCUCAGACGUUUAUCUGUGUAACAUUCAACUAUAAUCAGUUCAAACAGAUAGGUGAACAUCUGCUGGACAUCAAUGCUUUCACAUUUGACGAUCGUAUUCCAGACGACUUCCAUGAAGAGCUCAAGAAACUUAGGAGGACUGGAAAUAACAACAGGACCCCAAGAAAUAAUGAAGUCAGAAUCCAGGAGCUGAGAUCAGCAGGAGGAACACUGUUUUGUAGCAUUGCCAGCAACAUUGUAGCAUUGCCAACAACAUUGUCAACAUUGACAAGAAUACGAAGGAAAAAGACCAAAAUAGAUUUGAAGGAGAUCUUUACCUCACUAUUGCAAAGAGAUACGGGACUGAUGUGAGAGUCCAGACCUGGCCCUGC